GAGGCUUCCCCCGCCUUUUCUAACCGGGAGGGUCCCCGAGGUGCCGGACUCACGCGGGAGUCACCUUCUGGAGCUUGUGUGAGGCCACAAGUCAGCCGGGGUGAGGCAGAUUUUCCCUUCCAAAAUGACUUUCCGAGCUCUGGUUUUGUGUCUGGCUUGUGCUGGGCUUGGAAAGGCAAAUGUGGUUCCUCAGGCUGAACACAGAAACGUGAAGGUGGGCGACAACGUGACUCUCAGCUGUGCCCUGACAGAACCCAAGGAGGUUCUGCAAGUGACGUGGCAAAAAGACUCCGAAAAAUCACACAAUAAUAUAGCUACGUACAGUACCGUAAAAGGAUUAAAGAUUCACGAGCCCUAUCAAGACCGAAUGAAUUUCACGAGUCUGGUACUCAAUGAGACAAGCAUCACUUUUUGGGACACUAGAAUGGAUGAUUCAGGGUGUUACACGUGUCUCUUCAACACUUUCCCUUUCGGCUCCUUCUCGGGACGUACCUGCCUGAGUGUCUUUGGUCUCAAUGCAUCUGUCCAGUACAACAUUUCCGAAGGUCGCUUGAUAGCCGUCUGUAAUGCUGUUGGCCUCCCAGAGCCCACCGUCACCUGGAACAACUUGUUCAAUUCUACUCCUACGCAGGACAUGGUCAGGCACACCAAUGGGAUGGUGUCCAUCACCAGUAAACUGGAGAUCUACAACACUCAGAGUGUCGGUGCGCAGGACUUGACCUGCAGAGUAAGCAACACGAAUGAAAAAAUGGAUUUGCCUGUGAAAAUUAAAGGAGAAGAGGGAUCCUCGUUGCUUUGGCUGACGAUUACUGUGGGGAUUUUAAUUGUCAUCAUAGUUCUGAUUCUGAUCACGCUGUGCUGGAGGAAGAGGAUAUGCAGGAGGGGCUGAAGUGGAUUCUAGAGGAUUUCCAUUCACCUACCAGAUCAUUACAGCCCAGCAGCCUGAAGUCAACAUUACAAGCAGCGACUGGACUGGCUGGAAAGAAACAGCAAUAAAAGGGAAAUACAUCACAUACACUACCCUAUCCAGACGUCGAGUUGAUUGCUGAAAAGACUAGUGCAAUGCUUGUUAUCUGGUCUAGACGCUUAAUCAUAAAAAGUAGGACCAGAGGGACCACUUAGUCUGCUCCUCUGCUGCCAGGCAAAAUCUACUUUGUUCGUACCACUCUUGGUACUGCUAGUGUGCAAAAGGUAUUUGCCGCCUUCCAGUUGAGUUUUGAAAACGUCCAUGGAUGGAGGCUCUGCAAGCUCUCUGGGGAUCCUCUUCCAGUGCCUAAUUGCUCUCGCAGUAAAGAGGGGUUUAAUUUUUACCAACAUCUGUCUGCAAUUUCACUUCCAGCAAUUCUGUAUACUUCGCCCUCUUCCUGUCAUCUGGUUUUCCUUCUCUUACCCAGCUGAUCCAACUCCUUUCCCUCAGUGAAUUUGUGAGUGUGCCAACGACUGUGUUGCUUAACUCUCUCUGGAGAGACCUGCUGGACUCAAAAACACGGGACUCAAACCACACCAAAUCUGCCAAAAUUAUUGGGAAAGAGCAAUAGGGCUCCAAGCAGGUGACGGAUUAGAGGCAGUAGCAGCCACAGUUGGGAAAGAAGAGUUAUAAGUAAUUUAUUUUAUUUGACUUUUCUUUCUAGUGUUGGGGUUUUUUUGAUAUGUAAGUGAGGUGGAGAAGGAAGCAAAGCCCAGUAGUGGAAGUAUUGGCAUCCCCACCUUUCCUUUUUCCUUUCCUUUUUCCUUUCCUUUUUCCUUUCCUUUUUCCUUUC
This is a messenger RNA of Gymnogyps californianus (California condor), 1760 nucleotides long. It is a transcript of the gene CD200, whose product is annotated as CD200 molecule. The transcript has 6 exons. The record is from RefSeq and is a predicted model, not a curated record. Lineage: Eukaryota; Metazoa; Chordata; Aves; Accipitriformes; Cathartidae. Bases 125 to 889 code for a protein of 254 amino acids. Gene Ontology annotation, molecular function: cell-cell adhesion mediator activity. Gene Ontology annotation, biological process: negative regulation of macrophage activation; regulation of immune response.